CCGCUCACCCUCGCUUCGAUUCGCUUCAUCUCUGCUGCCGUUCCGCUCCAUGGCAACCUCCCGGCCCGCACCUCGCGACGCCUCCCCAUCCCGGUGUUGACUGCGCCGAUUCGCGCCCCGUCGGCCGCCAGGGAACCCUAGCGCCGCGGAUCCGCCUCUCCGGCGAGAUGCCGGUGGGCCCCACCGCCGCCUCCCCCGCAGCCGCCUAUGGAGAGCAGGGAUAGCUUCCUUCGGCCCCCAACGCCCUCCCACGCCGCCGGAGCCAGUACCGGCAAGGGCAUCACGGUCCCUACCGGCGGGGACACGGCCGCCAGCAACCUGACGUCGUCGUCGGGGUCGUCCUCGUCUCUCACGCUCUCGCCUCCCCACUUCCUGAGACAGAUUCAUGCAGCUGUCAAGCGGCAGAGACCGCUGGGUUCGAUGCAGUCCAACGUACCAAGAGCGACUCGGGUCCUGGUGUCCACGGCUGAGCGAACAAAUAGAGCUGGUCCCAGCCCUUCUGAGGCGAAAAACCGUGAAGGAAAGGUUAUGCAGACUCAGAGAGGCCUGUUGGGACCCUCCAGGCUGCAAAAUGCGACGCCUGAUCAACAGAAAAAUGACAGCAGUGCUAAAUUGGGGUCCUCUACUCCAGAUGAGCUGAUGGUGACAACUCCCUCAAUGUUAAAAAAUAUCACAGAUACAUGUGGCCAAAGUGUUGGCCAGAACUACCAGCAGAAGACUGAGGCUAAUCUGUUGGUCGAUAUGGAGAAAUCAUCUUUGGAAACUUCAUCUCAAAUUGCAUCUCGCAAUGCAUUUGUGGCUGAAAGUUUCAAGAAAGAACAGUUUUACUCAGUUGGUGAUCCACAGUUAACUUCCCAGAGUGAUAAUGUAGGGAUCACUGUUGAUAGUAGAAUGGACAGUAUGUUGUCUUAUCUGCAUUCCGUUUCAUUGACAGCAGGAGAAAGUAUUCCUGCGAAUCAAGGAGCACACUAUCACCAUCGGAACCAUCAGGAGCUUGAAGUUGCUGAUGCUGCAGUUGAUAUGGAUAUUAGAUAUGAUGCACCUAAUUUGUGUCAGAGAGGGAUUGAAGAGGCUCGUAAUCAGAAUCAUGGAGAUCCAAUGACCCGUUGCUCUGCCAUUGGUUCAUCCGUUACUGCUGUUUCACUACAUUCAGGGCCUACUGUCCAAAGUUCACAAGCUCCACAGAUUAGCAGAUACGCUUCACCAGUGCAGAUGCCAGAAUCUGCUGCAGAAUCAUCUAAGGGUGUACUGGAUCAUGGUCCUCAAAAGGAGCAUGCAGGUGUGACGGGUGUUGGUGAUUGGAAUCCACUCGAUCAGCAGGUUUGUCUAGGCGACGGUGCCACAGACAAAGCUGUUUCCAGCAUCGGCAGUUUGCGUUCCGAAGGCUUACCUGCAAAUGACCAACCUACAUCUGCCAGGGAUGGUGGCGCUCCCCGACCAAACAAGGGUGAGAAGGAGCGUCACAAAAGGAAUUAUGAUCCUAAUGUGUUCUUUAAGGUCAAUGGGAAACUUUAUCAGAAACUUGGCAAAAUAGGAUCUGGGGGUAGCAGUGAAGUCCACAAAGUUAUAUCAUCAGAUUGCAUAAUAUAUGCCUUGAAAAAAAUCAAACUUAAAGGCCGUGAUUACCCUACUGCCUAUGGUUUCUGCCAAGAAAUUGGGUAUCUAAAUAAGUUGAAAGGGAAGAGCAAUAUCAUACAGCUGAUUGAUUAUGAGGUAACUGACAAAAGUUUGCUUCUAGAAGGUUCCAUGUCACCCAGGGAUGGAAGAAUUAGGGAUGAUCACUACAUUUACAUGGUCCUGGAGUAUGGUGAAAUUGAUUUAGCUCAUAUGGUUGCUCAAAAGUGGAAGGAGAGGAACAACUCUAAUAUGAAAAUUGAUGAAAACUGGCUACGUUUUUAUUGGCAGCAAAUGCUUGAAGCUGUCAAUACAAUACAUGAGGAGCGGAUAGUGCACUCUGAUUUGAAGCCUGCCAACUUUAUGCUUGUGAGGGGCUCGCUUAAACUUAUUGACUUUGGCAUUGCCAAAGCUAUACAGAAUGAUACAACAAACAUUCAACGUGAUGCUCAGGUAGGGACACUGAACUACAUGUCACCUGAAGCAUUCAUGUGCAACGAUACUGACUCAGGUGGUAAUAUUAUCAAGUGUGGGCGCCCUUCUGAUAUUUGGUCUCUUGGCUGUAUUCUUUACCAGAUGGUGUAUGGUAAGACACCAUUUGCAAACUACAAGACAUUUUGGGCCAAAUAUAAAGAAGUCACUGAUAGGAACCACAAGAUCAUGUAUGAACCAGUUGACAACCCAUGGCUCAUCGAUUUGAUGCAAAGGUGUCUUGCAUGGGACCGAAACGAGCGAUGGCGAAUACCUGAGCUACUUCAGCACCCUUUCCUCAACCCUCCUGUUCCCAGGGAUUUGCCUCCUGUCGACAAUGAUCCAUGUAGGUUGCUGAUGGAGAGGAUCAGAGUUCAUUGGGAUAAUCCAGCGGUUCAAGAACUCCGUAGUCUAAUCGAUAAGCUCGACGAGGAUCAGUGCUAGGAAGAAGAAUUUAACCAUAAUUGAGUGCUUUACUUUCUGUACCAUUCCUGUUCUUAUGAGUUUUAGUAGGUAUCUGUUGUAAUUUGUAAAUAGUACCUUCAUCGGUUGGAGACGUGGGAGCAUUUUUUGGUGGUGCCCUGGCAUUCUUUGCUUCCUGGUGUUUAGAAGUUGAUAAUGUAACAGAUUUCAGAAAUGCGAGCUGAGUAAUGUUAAAUUCAAGGUAAAAUUGUUGUCUGUUUUUGAGG
Molecule: messenger RNA, 2774 nt
Organism: Panicum hallii
Lineage: Eukaryota; Viridiplantae; Streptophyta; Magnoliopsida; Poales; Poaceae
Exons: 6
Coding region: 208-2529 (773 amino acids)
Biological process (GO): mitotic spindle assembly checkpoint signaling; peptidyl-serine phosphorylation; protein localization to kinetochore
Cellular component (GO): kinetochore; nucleus; spindle
Molecular function (GO): ATP binding; protein serine/threonine/tyrosine kinase activity; protein serine/threonine kinase activity
Source: RefSeq, a predicted model, not a curated record